Messenger RNA from Boleophthalmus pectinirostris (great blue-spotted mudskipper), 1457 nucleotides. It is a transcript of the gene stx11b.1, whose product is annotated as syntaxin 11b, tandem duplicate 1. Bases 146 to 1048 code for a protein of 300 amino acids. The record is from RefSeq and is a predicted model, not a curated record. Gene Ontology annotation, cellular component: endomembrane system; SNARE complex; presynaptic active zone membrane. Gene Ontology annotation, biological process: exocytosis; synaptic vesicle fusion to presynaptic active zone membrane; intracellular protein transport. Gene Ontology annotation, molecular function: SNARE binding; SNAP receptor activity. Lineage: Eukaryota; Metazoa; Chordata; Actinopteri; Gobiiformes; Gobiidae. The transcript is spliced from 2 exons.
CGCACGAUGGCUACAUUGCUGCUACUCUUUGCGCAGAGAAGUCAACAGUAGGAUGUUGUUGUGGGAGCUCUGACGUCUGCAUUCACAUAACUAAGUCAAGUCAAAUUCAUCUGUCUGUGGGGAAAGGGAAAAAAACAGUGCAACCAUGAGGGACCGCCUGAGCCACCUCCAGGAGAUGCAGUCCAAUGGGCACGUGGAGCAGAUGGAGUACACCGAAUCUGUCACCGGCGACGCUUUCAGCAACGUGGAUCUGGAGGAGGACAUGCAACACGAGGCCAUAGUGUACGACAACAGCCCUGCCCUAUCCGAAGUCUUUGCCCAGUCCCAGGAAAUCCACAGAGACAUCCAGCUCAUCCGUCUGGAAGUGAAGCGACUCCGGGAGCAGAAUUCUCGAAUCCUCCAAGGCACCUCCACUAUGAGCAUAAUCAAAAGAGACUCCAACGCCAUAGGGGCUGAUAUCAAAAGCAAAGCUGAGAAGGUGCUAUCCCAUCUACAAACUAUGGAUGGAACUGCUCACAAGUUGGAAGAGCAGUACGGAGCUAACUCAGCAGUCACCAGAAUCGCGAGAACCCAGUAUGCUUGUCUUAGCAACGGCUUUCGUGAUGCCAUGUUCGACUACAACGAAGCAGAAAUGAGCCAUAGGGAAAACUGCAAAGCCCAGAUUCAAAGGCAGAUGGAGAUAGUGGGGCGUGAGGUAACGGGUGACGAGGUGGAGGAGAUGAUCGAGACAGGACAGUGGAACAUCUUCACCGACAACCUUCUGAGUGAAGGUAAGACGGCCCGCUCAGCUCUGUCCCAAAUCGAGAAGCGCCACCAGGAGUUGUUGGAUUUAGAGAGCAGAAUUCAAAACAUACAUGAGAUUUUUCUAGAUAUUGCCCUGCUGGUAGAAGAGCAGGGGCCAAUGAUCACAUCCAUCCAAACGAAUGUACAGAAAACUGAUGAGCACAUACAAGGUGCUUUGGUUAAACUGGGACGCGCCAAGAAACAUGACAGAAACAACCCAUUUAAAAAGAUGUUCUGUGGCUGCUUUCCAUGCUUCAACUCAUAAUGCACCUUGAAGGCUUUGGAAAAUAGUCUCUUUUAUUGUUGAACUCCUAGGUGGAAAGAUUUUAUUUGGAGUAAUUUUAUUUUUUUAUAUUUCUGGUGGCCUACCUUUUGCAACUUUCUUUAUAAAUACAAACAUGAACAUAGAGUAAUGCAACAUAAAUGUGAUUCUAUUUCUCACAAUAUUUUUCUACUGAUGUGCCUUUCUUCUAUACUAAAAUGCCAUGGAAUAAUAAUGUAAUGUAAUAAUGUGCAAUAUUGAAUAAAUAAAAAAAUAAAUAAAUUAUUAGCUCACUUUGAAAAAAAGGAUACAUAAUUUAUGUUUAGUGAAGGAAAAAAAUUAAAGCAUUGUAUGAAAAUGUAAACGUUGCUUAUUUAUCUUGCAUUUACAAUGUUUUGCAUUAUAUUAUGUC